AUGCCCCGUACGCGCAACUUCCCGUGUACAUGGAAUAACUGUAGGAAGUCCUCGAGCCUAGCUCGUCAUCGGCGAAUACAUACUGGCAGGCGACCAUAUAAGUGUUUGGAGUCAGAAUGUGGGCGAAGUUUCUGCCGAAAAACGACAUUAACCAAGCAUCAGAAUCGGUCUCAUCAACCUGAGGUCCAACCGCCAGCCGCUUGCACUACUCGAGAACCAUUAUAUUCACAGCCGCCCCCUAGCUUGUUACCCCCAGCAAGCAGCCUCCCUAAUAACCAGCAAACAUAUCCGCCCCCCCAAGUAGCUGCUGUUGCGCAUGUCUUCUAUCCCCCUCCUACACAACCACCUCCUGUUCAUUCAAUACCCGUCCCUGGAGAGCAACCCGUCAUCGGAGCUGAAAUUAAUUAUACUGGCUCUGGGCUUGUAUUUAAUCCUCAAAUUCAAGGUUACGAAGUUCCUCCAACACCAGUGGAAUCUGUGCCAAGAUUUUCGCCAGCACCUCCAAGGGUUGUUUCAGAGUACGAGGCUCGGCCUCCAAUAAUUUACCAAUCGGAAAUCCCAAUGGAUAAUAAACCCAUGAUUUCGCGAAUCUUCAAUCCAUAUCAAGAUCCAAGAGCUUGGGACUUUCUAGGCCUGGAGGGUUAA
Histoplasma capsulatum G186AR is the source of this 645-nucleotide messenger RNA. Its product is annotated as C2H2 zinc finger domain-containing protein. Lineage: Eukaryota; Fungi; Ascomycota; Eurotiomycetes; Onygenales; Ajellomycetaceae. The transcript has 3 exons. Gene Ontology annotation, biological process: regulation of transcription by RNA polymerase II. The coding region runs from base 1 to 645 and encodes 214 amino acids. The record is from RefSeq and is a predicted model, not a curated record. Gene Ontology annotation, molecular function: DNA-binding transcription factor activity, RNA polymerase II-specific; RNA polymerase II cis-regulatory region sequence-specific DNA binding. Gene Ontology annotation, cellular component: transcription regulator complex; PcG protein complex.